AUGUCGUUUAGGGUGGUUCGUAGUUCUAAAUUCCGCCACGUAUAUGGGCAGGCCCUGAAAAGGGAGCAGUGUUAUGAUAACAUCAGAGUGUCCAAAAGUUCAUGGGACUCUACAUUUUGUGCCGUGAAUCCGAAGUUUCUGGCCAUCAUUGUCGAAUCCGCUGGCGGUGGAGCGUUCAUCGUCCUACCACAUAAUAAGGUUGGACGGAUACCAGCGGAUCAUCCACUCGUCGGAGGGCACAAGGGCCCGGUGCUGGACAUCGCCUGGUGUCCCCACAACGACAAUGUUAUCGCCAGCGGUUCAGAAGACUGCGUUGUCAAGGUGUGGCAAAUUCCUGAUGGAGGCAUCUCGCGUACGCUGACGGAACCGGUGGUGGAUCUCGUGUACCACCAGCGACGCGUGGGGCUUGUGCUAUGGCACCCGACCGCGCAGAACGUGUUACUCACCGCCGGGUCCGACAAUCAGAUCGCCAUAUGGAACGUUGGUACGGGCGAGGUACUGCUCAGCCUAGACUGCCACCCAGACCUCAUCUACUCCGCCUGCUGGAAUUGGAACGGUUCCAAACUGCUGACCACCUGCCGCGACAAGAAGAUCAGGAUUAUCGAUCCACGCAAGGGUGAAGUGGAGGCGGAGGCGAUCGCCCACGAAGGCAGCAAGGCCUCGCGUGCCAUAUUCCUCAAGCACGGCUUAGUGUUUACUACAGGGUUCAGUCGGAUGUCGGAGCGUCAAUACUCGCUGCGUACUCCGGACGCGUUGGGCGAGCCGAUCGUUACCGUCGAGAUCGACACCAGCAACGGGGUCAUGUUCCCGCUGUACGAUCCCGACACGAACCUGAUCUACCUCUGCGGCAAGGGCGACUCCGUUAUACGGUACUUUGAGGUGACCCCCGAGCCGCCAUUCGUUCAUUACAUCAACACUUUUCAGACUCCAGACCCUCAGAGGGGUAUUGGCAUGAUGCCGAAGCGAGGCUGUGACGUUGCUACAUGCGAAAUAGCGAAGUUCUAUCGCCUUAACAACUCUGGCCUGUGUCAGGUGGUAUCCAUGACGGUGCCGCGAAAAUCGGAGCUGUUCCAAGAGGACCUAUACCCGGACACGCUGAGUGACGAGGCUAGCCUCACGGCUGACGAGUGGCUCGCCGGCGAGGACGCAGAACCAUGCACUAUGUCGCUCAAGGAGCGUGCGGUGGUGGUACAGGGCGGCUACGUGUCGGGGCGCGCGCAGCAGCUGACGGUGAGCAAGCGCAGCAACGCGCUGGCCACGGGCCGCGAGCGCGAGAAGGAGCGCGAGCGCGACAAGGACCGCUCGGCGUCGCCCGCGCCGCGCCGCGACGACAGCCAGGCCGGCACGCCCGCCUCCGCCACGCCGCCGCCCGCGCCCGCGCUUAGCGCCAUUGAGAAACAGCUGUCGGACCUCGUGGAGGAAAUACGCAAACUGAAGUCCGUGAUCGUGAAGCAAGAGAAUCGCAUCAGGGCGCUGGAAGCCGCGGCGAAGGCUGCGAUGGCGCCGCCUCCGGAGCCCGAGCCGCAGGCCGAGCCGCAGCCGCACCACAACCACCGCAGCGCCGCCAGCCCCGCCUCCCCCGCCUCCCCCGCCCCCGACACCAUGGCCCCCGACGAGGUCUGA
This is a messenger RNA of Parnassius mnemosyne (clouded apollo), 1623 nucleotides long. NCBI's taxonomy places the organism in Eukaryota, Metazoa, Arthropoda, Insecta, Lepidoptera, Papilionidae. The record is from the annotation of a GenBank genome assembly.